CUUUCGCUACAUACACGACCACCGGGUCACUCAUACAUUACUGCCUCGUCAUCGGAGACGACGAUGGCGACGACUAAUUCCACACUACUCGACAUGGAGGAUAGCAGCUCUGUGCCAGAAAGCGUUCCUCUACCCGCGUCUCCUCCUGUAGAUGCACAGAUGUCAACCAGCACACCACCGGCUGUCGACCUGCCUGGUGAAAUGACGCAGGGAUUCAUAGAGGCGCCUAUAGACGACGUGCAGGAGGCCAAAUUUUCACACGAUGUGCUCCCGGUCGAAGCUGCAGAACCAGAGGAUACAAGGUCGGCGCAUCCGGAAGACCUACCCGCGCCAAUGCCAGAGAGACCUGCCGAACGAGCUGAUAUCAUUGACAAUAUAUCAACUGGCUUGUCUGAAGACUCGGUGUCUACCCAGCUGCCAUCACGGCCCGCCAAACUCCCAAGCAUACCCAAGCCGCUAGAGCUGGAUGUACCCCACGAACCACGUCCUCCUCCCCCAGUGUCGCCCUCAGAAUCAACCCAUCGUCGCUCACUCACCAUUUCUAAAGGACAACACACUGUUUCCGUUGUCCUGAUUUCCUCCGCAUUAGAGACUAUUGCAGCGUCCAAGGAUGCCAAGCGCUCUGCUCCCCUUCGCGAAAGUACCCAGCGAGCGCUCGAGAUGAUCCGUUCAGAACAGGCUGGUGAUCGUCCUCGAGAAAUCUUCGAGCCUCUACGGCUAGCCUGCGAGACGCGGACGGAGAAAUUGAUGAUCGCGAGUCUGGAUUGCAUUUCUAAACUCAUAUCCUAUUCCUUCUUCGCGGAAUCCAUCCCCCCUUCUGCUCAUUUCAUGUCGCCCCCCGGUUCACCUGGUUUUCACCCCCGACAAAGUACUGGGGGAGAUCCGCAACGCGAUACCAAUCCUCCAUCACUCGUUGACCUCGUCGUCCAUACCAUAACUUCAUGUCAUUCCGAAACGACGCCCGAAACUGUAUCACUACAAAUUGUCAAAGCUCUGUUGGCCCUCGUGUUAUCACCAACAGUCUUGGUUCAUCAUUCGGCUUUACUCAAGGCAGUCCGUACGGUCUACAACAUCUUCCUGCUGAGUGCAGACCCAGUGAACCAAAUGGUUGCGCAAGGAGGCCUUACCCAAAUGACCCAUCAUGUAUUUACCCGAUGUAAGACUGGGAUGCAGAGAGAUUCCAGCACCUUUGCGUCUUCAUCCAGCCAGGGUAGUGUUCCUUCAUUUUCUAGAAGAGCUUCUCUUGCCGGCAUUAUAUUACUUAAUGGCAAGGGGGGUUCAUCCGCGGGACUACCCGAGUCCGCUUCGUCUGCAUCGCUGCCUCUUCAGCAGCCUUCUAUUAACGGCGAUGACGCCGUACCGGCUACGAACGGCAAUGGAGAACAUGAGGACGGAACGAAUUUCACCAGCAAUGGUGUUGAAGAAACUCAUACGGACGUUCCACCCGAGGAUGAACAUUAUCUGCAUUCGGAAAUGACCCUAAAUGACCUAUUCAUCAAGGACGCCUUUUUGGUAUUCCGGGCACUGUGCAAACUGACCAUGAAACCACUAAACAACGAAAGUGAACGCGACCUAAAGUCGCACGCUAUGAGGUCCAAACUCCUCUCUCUUCAUCUUGUUCUAACCGUUCUCAACUCCCACAUGGCGCUCUUCGUCGAUCCCGCUUCCAUCAUAUACUCGAACACAUCCAACGACGCGACGUCUUUCGUUCAGGCUGUAAACCAGUACAUUUGCCUCAGUCUAAGUCGCAAUGCUGUCAGCCCGGUACCACAGGUUUUUGAUCUCAGUGUCGAGAUCUUCUGGCGUGUUCUCUCUGGAAUGAGGACAAAGCUCAAGAAAGAAAUUGAGGUCCUUCUUCACGAGAUUUUUAUCCCCAUCCUCGAAAUGAGAACAUCCACGUUGAAGCAGAAAGCCGUCAUUUUAGGCCUGCUUUCCCGUUUGUCACAAGAUCCUCAGGCACUUGUGGAGAUCUAUCUCAAUUAUGAUUGUGAUGGUGAAGCAGCGGACAACAUAUACGAACAUCUCAUGAAUAUCAUAUCGAAAAUAUGUACAACGCAGUCGACAUCAAGUCACCAGAAAGGGAAUGAACCUCCGAGCCCGGCUACUCAACCGGCUACUAAGCCCCAUAGUAACGUUCUGGGACCGUCUCUUAGUACCUCUGUUGCCUCCGUACCCGGUUCCAUGGAUACAGCAACACUGGGGUUAUCUGAGACACAGCUUAGACGACAGGGCUUGGAAUGCCUUGUGACUGUCUUGAGAUCCCUCGUUGCUUGGGGUACUACGUCCGGAAAGGUGGCUGAUGGAGAGAGCGUCGACAUUCCUUCGCGGUCGCAGCCUGGGGAGAACAUUAGACGAGACUCUCUGACUCCAGAUACUUCACUAGACAAGCUGUCAGGCGUCAACUCGAGCACCGAAGGUUUCAGACAGCAUACCCCCGAUCUCGGUGACGAUCCAACCAAAUUUGAGAGCGCGAAACAAAAGAAGACUACGUUGCUUGAGGGGAUAAAGAAGUUUAACUUUAAGCCUAAACGCGGUGUACACUUCUUGAUCGAGACGGAUUUUAUUCCAAGCAACGAUCCUCGGGACAUCGCAUCCUUCCUUUUAAAUACCGACGGGUUGAGCAAGGCGAUGAUUGGUGAAUACUUGGGGGAGGGGGAUCAAGAGAAUAUCGAUAUCAUGCAUGCCUUUGUCGAUAGCCUCAACUUUGCUGGUUGUCCUUUUGUAGAUGCACUUAGGUUAUUCCUUCAGAAGUUCCGCCUUCCCGGCGAGGCGCAGAAGAUAGACAGGUACAUGCUCAAGUUCGCGAAUAGGUUCAUCGCUAGCAACACGCAAACACCCUUCACCAAUGCCGAUGCUGCAUACGUUCUUGCCUAUUCCGUCAUCAUGUUGAACACGGACGCCCACAAUCCUCAGGUCAAGAAACGUAUGACCAAAGUCGAGUUCAUCAAGAAUAAUCGAGGUAUCAACGAUGGCAAUAAUCUUCCCGACGAGUUCAUGUCAGAAAUAUAUGAUGAAAUUGUUUCGAACGAGAUUAGAAUGCAGGGUGAGAUAGAAGCCGCCGGACCGCUUCCUACCGGACCGGGCCUUGCCAAUGCUCUUGCCAACGUUGGCAGAGAUCUGCAAAAAGAGGCCUACGUGUUGCAGAGCAGUGGUAUGGCGAACAAGACAGAGGCGCUGUUCCGAACCAUGAUGCGUACUCAGCGCAAAGGCUCCAGACCAGCUGAUCAAUUCUUCAGCGCCUCGCACUUUGUCCAUGUCCGCCCUAUGUUUGAAGUCGCCUGGAUUGCCUUUUUGGCGGGAUUAUCCGGACCCCUUCAAGACACCGACGAUUUGGAGAUUGUUGAGUUAUGCCUUGAUGGAUUUAAGAGCGCAAUCCGGAUCGUAUGCUUUUUCGACUUGGAGUUGGAACGCAAUGCGUUCGUGACGACUCUCGCGAAGUUCACGUUCCUCAACAACUUGGGCGAGAUGAAAGCGAAGAACAUGGAGGCCAUCAAAACUCUUCUUGACGUCGCCGUGACGGACGGAAAUAACUUGAAAGGUUCUUGGCACGAGGUCUUGACUUGUGUCAGCCAACUCGAGCAUAUGCAACUCAUAAGUGGAGGUGUUGACGUAGAUGGCGGGCGUAAAGGAAAGACAAAGAAGCCUCCAACAGAGGAGCUAGCGAAUGAAAGCCGCUCGACACACAUCACCGUUGCAACGGAUAUGGUCUUUUCGUUGAGUCAUUUCUUGUCUGGUACGGCAAUUGUCGACUUUGUCCAAGCCUUGAGCGAUGUUUCCUGGGAAGAAAUACAGUCGUCAGGACUCUCCCAGCAUCCCCGAUUGUUCAGUCUUCAAAAACUAGUGGAGAUUUCCUACUACAACAUGAAUCGUAUCCGUCUGGAAUGGUCAAAUCUUUGGGAAAUUCUAGGAGAACACUUCAAUAAAGUUUGUUGUCACGAUAAUCCCCAUGUUGGUUUCUUUGCACUGGACGCUUUGCGGCAACUUGCAAUGCGAUUUUUGGAGAAGGAAGAAUUACCCCAUUUCAAGUUCCAGAAGGACUUUUUGAAGCCAUUCGAACAUACCAUGAUUCACAACCCAAACCCUGAAGCUCGGGACAUGGUUCUUCAGUGCCUGCAGCAAAUGAUUCAAGCCCGCGUACAGAAUAUGCGAUCCGGAUGGCGAACAAUGUUCAGCGUUUUCCAAGCUGCUUCAAAGGUUGUCACAGAACGCAUUGCUAAUUCUGCCUUUGAGAUUGUUACUCGUUUGAAUAAGGAACAUUUCCCAGCCAUAGUUCGUUAUGGUGCAUUCGCAGAUUUGGUGGUCUGUAUCACCGAGUUCUGCAAGGUGAGCAAAUACCAGAAAAUCAGUCUGCUUGCCAUCGCAAUGCUUCGAGGAGUAAUACCUGUCAUGCUCGAAUCUCCAGAAUGUGGAUGGUCGUCUUCCACUUUGGAUGAUAACAUGGUGAAGUACUGGUAUCCUGUUCUGUUCGCGUUCUAUGACAUAAUCAUGAACGGCGAAGACCUGGAAGUUCGGCGAUUAGCACUCGAUUCGCUAUUCAGUUCCCUUAAAACCUAUGGAUCAUCAUUUCCAGAGAACUUCUGGGACAGUGUAACCAAGGACCUUAUUUUCCCCAUAUUUUCUGUUCUCAAGUCUAGCCAUGAUCUCUCCCGAUUCAGCACUCAAGAGGACAUGAGUGUCUGGCUAUCGUCAACCAUGAUACAAGCACUUCGGGAUGUAAUAGAUCUCUUCACGUUUUACUUCGACACAUUAGAAAGAUCCCUCGAUGGUCUCUUGGACCUACUUUGCAUUUGUAUCUGCCAAGAGAAUGACACUCUUGCGCACAUUGGCACAUCCUGCCUGCAGCAACUCGUCGAAAACAAUGUAGAAAAAUUGAGUGCUGCCCGCUGGGAGCGUAUCACAAGCACCUUCGUCAAACUGUUCAUGACGACGACACCUCAUCAACUCUUUGAUGAUAGCUUACGCGUGGAAAUUGAAUCCUCCAGUCCAGGUAUUAGCGAAGAGUCUAAUGGCACGGCGAUCCUACCUGCCCCGCUGUCACCGAGUGGUGAUUCUCCUCAACAGGGACAAACGGCCGCCGAACGUCAACGGAUAUUCAAGCAGAUCAUUGUUAAAUGUGUUUUGCAAUUGCUACUCAUAGAGACUACGAACGAAUUGCUGCGCAAUGAGAAGGUCUAUAUGAUGAUACCGCCAAAUCAAUUGCUUCCCCUUGUCCAGGUCCUAGGACAGAGUUAUCAAUUCGCGAGGUCCUUCAACGAGGACAAGGAACUUCGUACAGGUCUAUGGAAAGUUGGAUUUAUGAAGCAUCUACCUAAUCUCUUAAAACAAGAGUCAAGUAGUGCAUCCACACUCGCUCAUAUUCUUUUGCGGAUGUUCUUUGACCAGCGUCCUGAACACCAACGAUAUCGUGAUAAAGUUGACGAACGCCUACUUCCGCUUUCAAUAGGAGUCAUCCAGGACUACAACAAGCUUCGCGCGGAGACUCAAGGGAAAAAUAUCGUCGCGUGGACCCCAGUCGUCGCCGAAAUUAUGGACGGCUUCUGUCGAUUCGAUGACAAAACAUUUGCUGUGUACCUUCCCGCCGUAUAUCCCGUGGUCACAGAUCUCCUUGGCCGCGAUUUGGCUCCCGAGGUUCGGGUGUCGUUAAAAACGUAUUUUUUACGAGUGGGAUAUGCUCAUGGAAUAAUAGAGGUUUCAUCGUAAUAACUGGUUAUAUUAUAUUUAUUCAGUGUAUUUGGUGGCCGCGGAUAAUUCAUGUUUCUUUCUGUUC
Guyanagaster necrorhizus is the source of this 5767-nucleotide messenger RNA. Its product is annotated as Sec7-domain-containing protein. The record is from RefSeq and is a predicted model, not a curated record. Gene Ontology annotation, biological process: regulation of ARF protein signal transduction. The coding region runs from base 64 to 5700 and encodes 1878 amino acids. The transcript has 20 exons. Lineage: Eukaryota; Fungi; Basidiomycota; Agaricomycetes; Agaricales; Physalacriaceae. Gene Ontology annotation, molecular function: guanyl-nucleotide exchange factor activity.